Messenger RNA from Linnemannia hyalina, 4494 nucleotides. Lineage: Eukaryota; Fungi; Mortierellomycota; Mortierellomycetes; Mortierellales; Mortierellaceae. The record is from the annotation of a GenBank genome assembly.
AUGACAUCCGCAGACAAUGACAUCGACUCCGGUGCCUGCUUCCAGACCUUCCGCUCUCGCCUAGGCUCAGGACACGGUCUCGUGCGCAUCCCCGCUGUCCGCCACCCCAUCCACGGACACCUGUACAUCAUCUGGUCCGACAUCCGGCACUGUUUCCCAGGAGUAGCGCGCAUCCAAUUCGACAACAUCUAUGUCCCCAUGUUCAGAGACGACAAAUCCCUCCUCCGUGUAAAGCCGCAUGGAAUUCAUUAUCACGCAGGCAUUGUUCUGGAUGUUAUCUACGACGACAUGGUGUCCUCCCCCUCGGUCAAACAAUACAGGAAACAGCUUUCAUCCCAGUCCGUACAGGAGCCCGUUCAGCAAGGAGGAUCUCCUUUUGUUCCAACUACACCCACUGCUGUUCCUGUUGACUCCAGACUCACUGUGGCAACCGCGACUGCCCUUGUCCCGGCUACUUUUCAACCCGAGCAUCCGCACCCAAAGGAUUCUCGACAGCCAGCUUCUACGACGCGCCAGAUCUCUCAGGAACAUGAGCAACCCCGGCAGUAUACCCAUCAGUCAAAGACCACUCAGGAACCCAGCCACGUAACCUCGUCUCGGCGGUCUUUCACGACUCCUCAAUCAACCCUGAAGUUCGGUCUCCCACCACAGCAGCGCAAGCAUGAACAACAGCAACUAGAACCUGCUCCCCCGACGUCCACCCUUGGUACCUAUCGCGAGAUUCGCAAUAUUCGUCAGGCUCGAGGCAUUGCCACAUACCCUACCAUGCCAGGUGUCACCUCCCACUCUGUCCCUUCCUCCCGUUCAUCCUCCGUCUGCUCCGCUACCGAUGGCCUCGACAUUCGCAGGAGCACUCGCGACAUCACUUGUGCUUCCUCGACGCCCAUCGGGAUGACGACAGCCUUCACAAUGUCCGUGCCCUUGCCGUCUCAAAUCGCAGCAGCAGCAGCGGCGGCAGCUUCUGUGAAACGAUCAAGAGAGGACCACAACUCCGAGUAUGAUCAAGAAGGAUCAGAAUGUGAAGACGAAUACGAUGAUGCGGAUUAUGGCGAGGACGACGAGAAAGGGUCCGUUAAGUAUAUGAAAGGCGAGGAUUCGGGAGAUGACGAUGGCGACGGCGGGGAGGACGAGGACGAAGAUGGAAGGAUAUCAAAGGAGGAAAACGCGGGAGACGGCGAUUCAGGCAAAGACGUUGGAGACUACGUGGAUGAUGUCUCGGGUGAAGAUCUAGGGGAUGGCGAGAGCGAUAAAGAUGGCCACGGCGACGAGUACGAGACUCCCCCCAGCGAGAGCGAGCACGAGGAUUUGUUAGAUCCAAACGGGAAUGCAGCCGAUCAGUCCAAGUCCGUGGAUAUUGCAGUCAAGGGGCUCAGUCUCGUCAACAAACUUGAUCGCCUUGUUGAAAGCAGAAUGGCCCUCACGAACACGACCAUGGCCUCGAUUAGCUCGCCCGCCGUCAUCGCCAUCGCCAAUCGAAUUCAGUCAGGACCGGCUUUAUCAUCCGUGUCUGUCAUCGACAUGACUCAAACACAUCCUGAUGUUGACACCGAUCUUACUACAUGGGAUAGGCGCGCCGCCAUCGCCGAAACCAUGCGUGUCUAUUCGACCAAGACCCAGCCGUUUGUUCGCCCACCCCGACAGGGUCCACUCACCAUCGAGGAUCUGGUCGAGCAUCGCGUCAAGAACGUAUUGAUGAAGCGACAACGCUGGAUCGAGGCCGCCUGCCCGAGAUUCUUUUGUAUCCUUCCGACGUCUGACGAUGUCGCUUCUAGGGCUGCCGUGACCCCAACUAACUGGGACCCCUCCACCGACAUUGAAGCCACCCCGUUAACCAUGACUCUUGCCAACCCACUCACAUACGCACCUGACCCCAGCGCGGCCGACUUUCACUUCUUUUUCAUUUGUGACUGUUGCGACGUUCCGGGAUAUGAGGAAGAGUGGUUCCCACAUGGCAGUCUCCAUGAAGGUGUCCACAACUACGAUCUUACCCUCGGCGUGGUCGAUGACAUGGUCCCAAAGUAUGGCGAAUACAUCAUGGGUGUUCUCGAGAUGCUCAAGUAUGGAGUCUACAUUAACAAUCGCCUCAAGUUCCCUGCCCAGACGGAUGCCGAUGUCCAAAGACGUCUAUCCGUUGCCAUCGAGUUCUUGGAGUCGAGGAACAUUCUAUCCUGUGCCAACUACUACUCCCAAAAUUUGGCAGUACUAGAGAAGGACCCCUCUGGUGCUGCUCUUCUAGCUGGCAUGACCCCGAUCGAGCCCCUCUCAAAGACGAUGACCAAGGUCUUGGCCCGUCGAUUGGAGAUGACCCAUGUGCCAUUGUUUGAGGGCAUGAGCCCUUACCGGACCAGAGAGGGCGAUGUCCGUUGGGUAUGCCUACCUCAUUGGUACGGCAUGUCCCCUCAGGAGGAGUGGGCGGUUUUGAACAAGUUCAAGGACAACAGUCCGUUCAUCAAGAGCGAGUACCAUACCAACCUGGCGACCUUCCGCGCUGUCGCCAUGAAUCGAGCCAAGGCACAAGAGUUUUACACACUGGCCGGACGGAUGACGACCACCUGCGUCUUCCGCUUGUUCAACGACUUUGACAUGAACUCGCAGGACGAGGCGCACCUCUGCGAAGCGGUGGAAAAGUUUUCCGCCGCAUGUGUUCACAUCACGGUCCGCCCCAAAACUGGUGUUCACGACGGGGCCAUGCACGGGUUUGCCAAGGGUUACUGGACCAUCACCCUGGCAGCACUCGGAAACGAAAAACUGGAAGGAUUCCGACUAGUCCAGGGGACAACCGACGAGCCGCCAAACUUCCGAGCCCAUUAUGAGCGAUCGGACCUGGAGCGCUCCACCUCCAACGUUGUGGCCCUGUUGACCCGGAUGAAGCGAAGCAGCCACAACAAGAGAUUGAAUGUCACUAUUGUGGUCACCGACAUCGAUCGCGCCGUGAACACCAUCCGUCGGCAUGUCAAGGGUCUCCAUCACUUUUCCAAGCUCAUUCUUGCGACGGAUUUCACCUACAACGAGGUUCAAGCUCGAUUCGCGAGACCAGGAAGCACUGUUCCUGGAUGCGACGUGGAGGAUAUGGACUACGAGGGUGAUUUGGAGUCGUUUUUUGUGCGGAGGGACGGGUGCGACACGAUCAGGUACACCUGCAUCGGGAUGCCGGACAACCAGUUUUUGAUGUCGCGAGCUUUGACGACUGUCCAGAUGGCGUUCUCAUUGAUGCGCGACCGCGCCAAGGUUCGGGAGCUGAUCAAGCACAGCAAGGCUCUCAACUCGCUCACGCUUCAAAACUCUACUAGGGAUGACCCUAGCCAAAUCUACGAGAGUCUCAAGGCUUUAUUGGCGAGUCACCCCAGCCUUCAGGAGCUGUCUGUUCAGCAUCGCCAAGGCAGCAGCCGACCUUCGAACUUUAUCUGGCUCUACCCCAACGACUUGACCAAGAUGAGGGUCCAUAUGAGCUUUGGACUGGGAGCCAAGGUCCGAGCCAUGUUCCAGAAGUAUGCCACGUCAAUCGAGGAGUUGACGGUUGAAGGGAUCGAGUCUGCGGAUGCUGCUGUGUUUGAAAAGUCGAUGAAGACCAAGAAGGGACCACUCAAGCUGCGCCGUCUGGUUCUUCGAGGAUUGCAUCUGUGGGAGCCGCUUGCCCUGGAGGAGCUCAAGAAGGUUAUCUUGCGCCUCCGCAUUAUGGAGGUGAUCGUCUCGGGUGGCAUUGAAGACCAGGACGAUUUCCCACCUGAAGGGCUGGCAGGCACCACCCAAGUCGUGCCUGUGAUCCCUAGGGCGCGCAAGGGCAAGGGCAUGUCAGUGUCGGCCCGAGUUUCGAUCUGGUUCGAGUUUAUCUUUGCCAUCCGAGGCUGCUUGACUGGUAUCAAAAUGCGGGGAAAGGCGACUGCACAGCUGGUCCUCAUGCUAGGAACCCGUUUGGAGGAGUCGAUCCAAAUGCCGCUGCUGAACGAGCUGAAUCUCUCUGCCGAUUGGAAGGUAUCGUUGCUCCACUACCCGUGGAUCGAGCGACUGGUCGAGUACAAGAGUGAGUCGAAGCGUUUCCCACAACGACCCGUCGCCAAAACUGAGGAGGUCAAGGCAGAGAGCGAGCCCAAGCGUCGCUUGCCACGCUCAGUCGCAGUAGUUGAAGUGGCCAAGGUAGCCAACGCGAAUGUGAACUGUGGAGGGCUGGGCGCACAACCGAUUAAGAUAGUGGCCUUGCUUGAGUUUGAGAUUUCACAAAUCCAGAUUCUGGACAGCGAGUGGGAGCGGCUGCUCAAGCAUCUAGAUCUUUACCAUCUGCGCGAGUUCUUGAUCCGCCAGCCCAACCCUAUGGGCUCCAAGACGCUGGCCGCGAUUGUUGACCAGAUCCCCCAGGGUAGUCUACUGGAGAGGUUUUCGAUUGAUGAAAAUAUGGGUCUGGGUCGCGAUGAUGUUAUUCUCCAGCACCGGCGGAUCAGGGAGAUGACUGGAGGAAACGUUACCAUUAUGAUUAACGGCUACAUUGUUGCUCCUUAA